AUGAAUGAGGUACCAAAUACAGUAGCAGAGGAAAAUCCUGUACACAUAAAGAUCGAAAAAAUAGAGAGCGUAACCAACGAAUCUAUUUUAAGUGUUCCGCAAAAAUUAAUUACUUAUAACGCGGAAAAUAAGCCAAUGUUUGCAGAAUAUAAAUUAGUUUUAAAAGUAGUGAAUGUGGAUGAAGAGCAAAAUGAUGAAAUAGAGAUCACAGAAGAGGCAACCCAAAUCGAGGAUAACUCAAUGUCUUCAGCUCCACCUGAAAUAUAUCAUCAUGGUGUUAAAGCACAAUGGACGCACAAUGAAACAUUGGCUUUAAUAAAUUCGGUGGAAACGCAUUAUGAAGAUAUGCAUCACUCCAAAAAGAGGAAAACUUUUUGGGAUGUUGUUUCGAAUGAAAUGAUAUCCAAUAAUUUUGAGCAUGAGUGUCCCGAGCCGUCCACCGAUGGUACUUAA
Messenger RNA from Psylliodes chrysocephalus, 453 nucleotides. The record is from the annotation of a GenBank genome assembly. Lineage: Eukaryota; Metazoa; Arthropoda; Insecta; Coleoptera; Chrysomelidae.